This is a messenger RNA of Corylus avellana, 486 nucleotides long. NCBI's taxonomy places the organism in Eukaryota, Viridiplantae, Streptophyta, Magnoliopsida, Fagales, Betulaceae. The record is from RefSeq and is a predicted model, not a curated record.
CUCUGCAUCAUCAAUAAUUCCCUCAAGAUCGGUUUACUUGACUCACCACCCACAACCCACAAAUGGCUGAAAUAGUUCUCUACGACACUGCUGGGAGCAUCAUUAGGAGUUUGGGCUCUCUUGCUCUCCAAGAGAUUGGAGUGUUAUGGGGUUUCAAAGAUGAGCUUCGAAAGCUCGGGGACACCGUUUCCUCCAUCCAAGCUGUGCUUUUGGACUGGGAGGAGAAGCAGGCCCAUAACCAUGCGAUCAAAGAUUGGCUUCGGAAGCUCAAGGAUGCCAUGUACGAGGCUGAUGACUUGCUGGAUGACUACUCCACUCAACUUUUACGUCGACAACUGAUGACACGGGAUAAGAAGAUGGCAAAACAGGAAACAUUUAGUUUCACAUAUGGACGCUUCUUGAGACAAUCAGAUAGCUCGAACAUUUACAGUAUUUUUUCCUAUCUUUCACUUCAAUAGCAUUUCCAGUAUUGUUUUCUUCUUUUAG